This is a messenger RNA of Perkinsus marinus ATCC 50983, 504 nucleotides long. RefSeq lists its product as hypothetical. The record is from RefSeq and is a predicted model, not a curated record. Bases 1 to 504 code for a protein of 167 amino acids. Lineage: Eukaryota; Perkinsozoa; Perkinsida; Perkinsidae. The transcript has 2 exons.
AUGCCGGCACCCAGGGAGAAUGGAUAUUAUAGUAGAGACAAGAAAGGAAGAGAUGUUAUAAGAUUCCACAACGGUCAACUGUCCAUCCGAUGUGAGCGUGUUGGCUGCAACGCCAAUGGCCUUGAGCGGGCCUCUUAUUAUUAUAGAGUCAUUAUGGAAUCGGCCGAGAAAGAAUCGGAAAUCCCGGAAUAUCUCAAAUUGGAGUUAAUCGACUCUAGAAGUGGUCAGCCAUCACUUGUGGGCAUCCCGGAAUUGAGUCUACGGAAAGACGGUGAAGUUGUUAAAGUGAAGAUGCUCGACGACGAUGAGGAAGUAUUGUUCAUGUGGGUAGUAGCACAAGAUGAUGAGGAAGCUAUUGAACAGGGUGAUACUGUAGAUGGAGGGCUACUCGAGGGGAGUAGUAAUAAAAUUAAUAUUAACACUUUAAAGAAGGCUGCCAAGAAGAAAUUCAGGGGUGGUUUGAGCUUUAAAUUUGGUAGGAAGGAAAAGAAGGAAAAUAUAUAG